AUGUCCUCCUCAUCCGUGGACUACAAUGAGAAGAAUAACACUCAUAAGGAGCAACUGAGAAACGAUACUGAUGACUCGGGUUCCACCGCUGUCUCCGAUACCUCCCUUCUACCUUAUAGACUCCCCUACGCCAAGGUUGCGUCCCAGUUUGGCACCAGCAUUGACGAGGGGUUAACCACCGCCCAGCAUGCCGACCUUUUGAAGAAGUUUGGCCUCAACAAUUUGGGCGAAGGCGACAAAGUAUCCUACACCAAAUGUCUUGCCCACCAGGUCUUCAACGCCAUGAUCAUGGUUUUGAUCAUUUCUAUGAUCAUCGCCUUGGCCAUUCGUGACUGGAUUUCCGGUGGUGUCAUUGGUGCCGUCGUUUUCAUUAACAUUUCCAUUGGUUUUGUCCAAGAGGUCAAGGCCGAAAAGACAAUGGGUUCUUUGAGAUCCUUGUCUUCUCCAUCUGCUAGAGUUACCCGUUCCGGUGAUGAAUUUGAUAUUCCUGCCGAAGAAGUUGUCCCCGGUGACAUUGUCCAUGUCAAGGUCGGUGACACUGUUCCCGCUGAUUUGAGAUUGGUUGAAACCAUGAACUUGGAAACCGAUGAGGCUCUUUUGACUGGUGAGUCCUUGCCUGUUGCUAAGAACCAAGAUGAGGUUUACGCCGACCCUAAGCAGUAUGUCCCAGUUGGUGACAGACUUAACAUGGUUUUCUCCUCUUCUAUUGUUGCCAAGGGCAGAGGUGUCGGUAUUGCCGUCGCCACUGGUUUGGACACUGAAAUUGGUCAAAUCGCCCAGUCUUUGAAGGGUGACUCCGGUAUUGUUAGAAAGGUUGACAAGUCCGGUGACAAGUCGCCAGGUGCCAAGGAGUACUCUAAGGCUGCUUUUGGUACUAUUUGGGACAUUGUUGGUAACUUUUUGGGUGUCACCGUUGGUACUCCCUUGCAGAGAAAGUUGUCCUGGUUGGCUAUUUUCUUGUUCUGGGUCGCUGUUAUCUUUGCCAUCGUCGUUAUGGCCACUCAGGAGAUGAAUGUCAACAGAGAAGUCGCCAUUUACGCUAUUUGUGUUGCCCUUUCCAUGAUUCCUUCCGCUUUGAUUGUUGUCUUGACUAUUACUAUGGCCGUCGGUGCCCAGAUCAUGGUUUCCAAGAACGUUAUUGUUAGAAAACUUGACUCUUUGGAGGCCUUGGGUGGUAUCAACGAUAUCUGUUCCGACAAGACCGGUACUUUGACCCAGGGUAGAAUGGUUGCCAAGAGAGUGUGGGUUCCAUCUGUGGGAACCUUCUCUAUGGAGAACUCUAACGAAGCUUUCAACCCUACUGAGGGUGACUUGGCUUUCACUCAGUACUCUCCAAAGUACAUCAAGGAGACUGACGAGGAAAUUGACUUUUUGCCUAUGGACAGAUCUAAGCCUGACUCUUUUGCUGAAAACUUCAAGAAGUGGUUGAAUGUCGCUACUUUGGCCAACAUUGCUUCCGUCCACCAAUCUAAGGACGAAGGCUCUGGUGAGUUGGUCUGGAAGGCUCACGGUGACGCUACUGAAAUUGCUAUCCAGGUCUUCUGUUGCAGAGUUGGUUUCGGCAGAGAGGAAUACUCCAAGGAGUUCAAGCACAUCGAGGAAUACCCAUUCGACUCUUCCAUCAAGAGAAUGUCUUCUAUCUGGCAAAUGGGCAACGAGACCAAGAUUUUCACUAAGGGUGCCGUCGAAAGAGUCAUUCGUAAGUGUACCAAGUGGACUGGCAACACUGAAGAGAAGACUGACACUGACAAGCUUAUUGACUUGACUGAAGAGGACAUCGCUCUGAUUGAAGCUAACAUGGACGCUUUGUCCUCCCAGGGUUUGCGUGUCUUGGCUUUUGCCUCCAGAGACUUUGACUCUUCUAAAGACAAGCUUGAAGACAGAGACGCUAUUGAGGACAACUUGGUUUUCCACGGUUUGGUUGGUAUUUACGACCCUCCAAGAUUGGAGACUGCUCCAUCUGUUAAGUUGUGUCACAAGGCUGGUAUUAACGUUCACAUGGUCACCGGUGAUCACCCAUCUACUGCUAAGGCCAUUGCUCAGGAAGUCGGAAUCUUGCCCCACAACUUGUACCAUUACUCUGAAGAGGUGGUCAAGGCCAUGUGUAUGACUGCUAGUGAGUUCGAUGAAUUGACUGAUGACCAAAUCGAUGAAUUGCCUGUCUUGCCUUUGGUUAUCGCCCGUUGUGCUCCUCAGACUAAGGUGAGAAUGAUUAACGCUUUGCACCGUCGUGAGAAGUUCUGUGCUAUGACUGGUGAUGGUGUCAACGACUCUCCAUCUUUGAAGAAGGCUGAUGUUGGUAUUGCUAUGGGUCAAAACGGUUCCGAUGUUGCCAAGGACGCUUCUGAUAUUGUGUUGACUGACGACAACUUCGCUUCGAUCUUGCACGCUAUCGAGGAAGGUCGUAGAAUGGCUGCUAACAUUCAAAAGUUUAUCUUGCAGCUUUUGGCCGAGAACGUUGCCCAGGCUAUUUACUUGAUGGUUGGUUUGGCUUUCCAGGAUGUGGAUGGCCUUUCUGUGUUCCCAUUGUCUCCUGUUGAGGUCUUGUGGAUUUUGGUUGUUACUUCUUGUUUCCCAGCCAUGGGUUUGGGUCAGGAGAAGGCUGCAGACGAUAUCUUGGACCAACCUCCAAACCGUCACAUUUUCACCAAGGAAAUUAUCAUUGACAUGCUUGCCCUCGGUCUUUUCAUGGCUAUCUCGUGUAUGCUUUCGUUCGUCGUCGUUGUCUUCGGUGACGGUGAUGGUGAGUUGGGUCGUAACUGUAACAACAGUGGUGGUGAGAACUGUGGCUUGGUCUUCAGAGGCAGAUCUGCCUCUUUCGCUACCAUGACCUGGUGUGCCCUUGUCCUCGCUUGGGAGUGUAUUCACCCAACCAACUCCUUGUUAUACAUGAGACAAGACACUGACAACCCUUGGUGGAAGCAGACUGCCAUCGACCUCUGGGACAACCAGUUCUUGUUCUGGUCCGUCAUCGGUGGUUUCGUGACUGUGUUCCCUGUCGUUUACAUUCCAGUCAUCAAUGACAAGGUCUUCCUCCAUGACCCAAUCGGUUGGGAAUGGGGUUUGUCAGUCGCGUGUGUUCUUUUCUUCUUCGUCGCCGCUGAGGCAUGGAAGUGGGGUAAGAGAGUCUACAAGAGAAAGUGGAGCCCUAAGGUCAAGAAUCCAGAAUACGAGUUGGAGAGAAACGACCCAUUCAAGAGGUACGCUUCCUUCUCGAGACAAAACACCAUGGACCCAGAUAUGCUUGCUUAA
Candidozyma duobushaemuli is the source of this 3252-nucleotide messenger RNA. Its product is annotated as potassium/sodium efflux P-type ATPase, fungal-type. Gene Ontology annotation, biological process: intracellular calcium ion homeostasis; calcium ion transmembrane transport. Gene Ontology annotation, cellular component: plasma membrane. The transcript has a single exon. The coding region runs from base 1 to 3252 and encodes 1083 amino acids. Gene Ontology annotation, molecular function: ATP hydrolysis activity; ATP binding; P-type calcium transporter activity. The record is from RefSeq and is a predicted model, not a curated record. NCBI's taxonomy places the organism in Eukaryota, Fungi, Ascomycota, Pichiomycetes, Serinales, Metschnikowiaceae.